Nicotiana attenuata is the source of this 1506-nucleotide messenger RNA. Its product is annotated as putative serine carboxypeptidase-like 23. Gene Ontology annotation, biological process: proteolysis. The transcript has 10 exons. Gene Ontology annotation, molecular function: serine-type carboxypeptidase activity. Bases 1 to 1506 code for a protein of 501 amino acids. Gene Ontology annotation, cellular component: vacuole. The record is from RefSeq and is a predicted model, not a curated record. Lineage: Eukaryota; Viridiplantae; Streptophyta; Magnoliopsida; Solanales; Solanaceae.
AUGAGUAGGUGUCGAGGGCAGGGGCGGAGGCAGAAGCCUGGCUACGGUUUUGACCGAACCCAAAGCCAUAAAUCUGAAAUCUUAGCUCUGGCUCUGGUAGGUGCUAGCAUGCUUUGUGCAAAUGAUUUUGGAUUGCACCAGCUGUCGCAAGACUUAGAAAAAACUACUAUUACUACUUAUUAUCCACAACUUAGUAGGACUUCACCAGUGCAUGUUAGGUCUCAAAAUUCUCUCAAAGAGAAUGAAAAAAUUGAACAAUUACCUGGUCAACCUCAAGGUGUAGAUUUUAACCAGUACUCAGGGUGUGUUACCGUUGAUCCAACUGCUGGAAGAAAUUUGUUUUAUUAUUUCGUCGAGUCGCCUCAAGAUUCUGGUUCUAAGCCCCUUGUCUUAUGGCUCAAUGGAGGGCCAGGUUGUUCCUCACUUGGAGGGGGAGCAUUUGGAGAACUUGGGCCAUUUAGAGUUAACAAAGAUGGCAGUCUACAGAGGAAUCAAUUUUCAUGGAUUUCUGAGGCCAACGUAAUCUUUCUCAAAUCGCCUGCUGGUGUUGGAUUUUCAUAUACAAACACAAGUGCGGACUACAAUUUUAGUGGAGAUAGAACAACAGCUAUUGAUUCUUACACUUUUCUAGUGAAUUGGCUCGAACGAUUUCCAGGAUACAAAACAAGGGACUUUUACCUUGCUGGAGAGAGCUAUGCCGGGCAUUAUGUACCUCAACUCGCUCAGCUUAUACUUCUGCGCAACAAUUACUCAAAUCACACUAUUAUCAAUUUAAAAGGAAUCACUAUUGGCAAUGCCUAUGUUGAUUUUGAAGCCAACAUGAAAGGAACAACAGAAUAUUACUGGUCUCAUGCUCUAAUAUCAGAUGAGUUAUACAACAAAAUCACAUCAAGUUGUAAUUUUUCUACUCCAUCUUCUGCAUCCAAGAAAUGCAAGAACUACUUGGACCAAAUAGACAAAGAAAUUGGAAAUAUUUUUCUAUACAACAUUUACGUGCCACUGUGCCCUAAUGUAUCACCCUCAAGUACCACAGUAAGCAGUACCUCAGAAGUUGAUCCCUGCAUGCCAGUUUAUAUUCAGUCCUAUUUUAACAAACCACAAGUUCAAAAGGCUAUCCAUGCAAACGUUACAAAUCUUCCCUAUCCAUGGCAAAACUGCAAUAACACGCUUAAUCUCAGCUGGAAAGAUAGACCGUUGACCGUUUUGCCACUUUUGCGUCACUUGAUGAAGAGUGGCUUAAGAAUCUGGCUGUAUAGUGGUGACAUGGAUGUUAUAGUGCCAGUGACAGAUACGAGGUAUGCUAUAAAGAAGCUGAAGUUACCAAUCAAGACAGCUUGGUACCCUUGGUAUUUCCAGGGAGAGGUUGGUGGAUAUGUAGAGGAGUACGAAAACUUGACGUUGAUGACAAUAAGAGGAGCAGGGCAUUUUGUUCCAACGUAUCAGCCAAGUCGUGCCCUUGCUUUCUUCUCCUAUUUUCUUAGUGGAAAGCUUCCCCCUAAGGAGUAG